Molecule: messenger RNA, 1766 nt
Organism: Melopsittacus undulatus (budgerigar)
Lineage: Eukaryota; Metazoa; Chordata; Aves; Psittaciformes; Psittaculidae
Product: V-set and immunoglobulin domain-containing protein 4
Exons: 8
Coding region: 86-1291 (401 amino acids)
Biological process (GO): negative regulation of macrophage activation; negative regulation of T cell proliferation; negative regulation of interleukin-2 production
Molecular function (GO): complement component C3b binding
Source: RefSeq, a predicted model, not a curated record
UGUUCUUCACUUGCAUUCUGUCCCAGGAGUGUGGGGUCUCUCACAAAGCACAAGGAAAAGCAGACAGACCUGUGGUUCUGGGAGAAUGGGAGAACCUGUGCAAAUAAUGGUGUUUGUGAUGGCUUUCGUCACCUGCAACGCCCUCCUGGAUCUCACUGGUGUCCACCAGGUCCAGGGCACAUGGAUGGGAUCUGUCACUUUACCAUGUACCUACAUGCCCUCAGAUGGUUUCACACAGCAAACGCUAAUCUGGAGCAUGGAGAGAGACCACAGCACCUCCACCAUCUUUAGGAGGGACUAUUCCGGUGACCACAUCCUGCUGUCUCAAUUCCGAAACCGGGUCAAUGUCCCAAAGCACAGCCCAGGAGAUGCCUCACUCUUAAUUGAGAACCUUGAAAUCCCUGAUAGUGGACACUACACCUGUCAAGUCAUCUGGAGGACUAAAAAUAACAGCAUGAUCACAAGGGAGGUGACCACUACGGUUAAAGUUGUCAAAGUGGCAGCAACCAAGCCCAUCAUCAGGGCCGGAAAACUGGGGCUGACAGUACCCACAGGAGCCAGGACCAGUCUGACCUGUGUGGCCAGCGGGUCCCCCCCCAUCAGCUACCGCUGGUUCAGGGGCACCCCGGGACAGAAAGCCCUGCUGCUGAGCAGGCAGGCUGAGCUGGUGUGGGACAGCCUGCAGCCCUCCGACACUGGGAAGUACUACUGUGAGGCAGAAAACAGGGCUGGGGCCGGGGCUGUGCAGCAGAGUGACGCUGUUGAGCUCACAGUGACAGUCUCUCCCACAGGGUCCCCAGUCACACAGCUGCCCACCCCUGGGACAGGCCAACACACCAGAUCCCUGUUCACCCCUCAAGGCAAUGUGUCCCAGCCAGUGACCACAGGUCUGACCGCAGUGAAGCAGCUCUCCGAAGGGGGUUCAGAGGAACCUCCCUUUGCCACUGGUCACUCCGCACCCCGAUACGCGCUGGCGGCCGCGCUGGUGGUGGUGCUGGGCCUAGCCGUGCUUGGAGUGCUCCUGACAGCACGUCGGUGCCGGCGGCGGAAUGCGGAAGAACUUCUCUAUGAAGUUGCUUUCCACAGCACUGCAGAUGUCACCAGACUGGAGGCAGAAGUGGAAGUACCUGUUAAGUGCCCACACAAAGAUACAAAUUCGAAGACUGAAACAUCCAAUGACACUUUCACUGUGAAAGACAAUGGCCUUGACAGCAUCCACAUGAGGAAAAAUCCUGAGUAUGAGAACCUUAUGAAUGCAAUGGAAUCGGAAUAUGAAACAGAAAGAAUUUAGCAGAGUACCAUCUUUUGCAUAUGAGUGGUUGUGCAGGCUGCAGAUAUUGAAUGGUAAACUUCACCAAAGGAAACUCGUCUUCUUGUCUACCUCCUGCUCUGACAAAUAUACCAGUCUCCCUUUAACCUAGCUCACUAACUUCCUUUAACCCAGAGGAACUUUCCUGGGCUUUGGCAAAUGAGGCCUGCCCGUUGGUGCAGAAACCCUCCACCAAGUGGUUCUCUACCUGGUUCUGUAGAGCAAAUAAUUUCUCAGCAGCCUGAAGGUCCAAGAUGAGGAAGAUUGGAUCUGAAGGAGUAGAAACACAAACGUCUUUAGCCUGGUGUAGCUGAGUGCAACAGUGCCAAUAACACUAGCAAGGUGUACUCUCAAGGGCAUAUUCCCCUGUUUGUACAUCCCAGACUGCAAGGAGCCAUGAACUGUGCUGGAAAUGGUUGUCCUCUAGCUUUACAACUCAACAAAUAUUGGUUGUACA